AUUGUCUCGCGGGACCGCGGCUGGCUGACGGGUUCUCGGGCGGCUCUGGGCAGGGAAGAGGAGUCGCAUGUGUUGCUUCAGCUGGCGGUAGUGGCGGGAGCGGAGGCGGCGGAGGCUGUGCGACCGCCUGGACCUGGAAAAUGGUGUGCCCAGAAUUAUUCAUGUUUUAUGAAUCCUAAUGCAACUUGUAUCUUUUCGUUCAACGAAGAAUUGAAACAGAUUUGGAGUGGGAAGAUUUCUGGUAGGAGGAGGUUUGUGAAAUGGCUGCUGACAUUUCUGAAUCUGGUGGGCACGAUUGCAGAGGAGACCCAAGGAGCAAUACCAAGUUAGAUGCAGAUUACCCGCUUCGAGUGCUUUACUGUGGAGUCUGUUCAUUACCAACAGAGUACUGUGAAUAUAUGCCUGAUGUUGCUAAAUGUAGACAAUGGUUAGAGAAGAAUUUUCCAAAUGAGUUUGCAAAACUUACUGUAGAAAAUUCACCCAAACAAGAAACUGGAAUUAGUGAGGGUCAAGGAACAGCAGGGGAAGAGGAAGAGAAGAAAAAACAAAAGAGAGGCGGAAGAGGUCAAAUAAAGCAAAAAAAGAAGACUGUACCCCAGAAGGUUACAAUAGCCAAAAUUCCCAGAGCAAAGAAGAAAUACGUAACAAGAGUGUGUGGCCUUGCAACUUUUGAAAUUGAUCUUAAAGAAGCACAAAGAUUUUUUGCUCAGAAAUUCUCCUGUGGUGCCUCAGUAACAGGGGAGGAUGAAAUCAUCAUUCAGGGAGACUUUACAGAUGACAUAAUUGAUGUCAUUCAGGAAAAAUGGCCAGAGGUGGAUGAUGAUAGCAUCGAAGAUCUUGGAGAAGUGAAGAAGUGAUUUUGAAAAUUUGUAUUUAAUGGUCUGAACUGAUUGUUGACAUGGCCAAAGGGAGAGAGGCCUUUUAAAAAUAUAUAUAUUUAUCCUACAGUAAAACUGUAGCCUACCCUCCCCCUUGGCAUUUUCACUGUUGUGUAUAAGGCUGCUUUUUUUUUUUUAAUUGCCAAAGUCUAAUAAACAGGGGAGACUGUCAUGCUUAUGCAUGAAAUAGAAUUUAGUUAAAUAAAAAUUUUUGGUCAUUUGGUACUGACUUUUCUCUUUCUUUUUAACUUUUUAUUUUUGGAAAAACACUGUAGACUUUGUGUGGAUAGCUUUUCUGUUGAUUAGUUUACAAAUAAUCAUGAUUUAGUCAAAUCAUGAUUUUUGAAGCUGAUUAAUAUUUUAAAGAAAUUGAAUUUGGCUUCAUCACCAGUAAUAACUGUCUCCUUGCUUCUUUGGUGUGAUAGUUUUGAGAUGCUUAAGCAUCUAAUAGAUCUGUGGUUGAAUUUGCUUCAUUGUCACCAAGUUCACCUUGUGGGCGUAUUAACAUAUUGUUGCUAAUAGUUGUUAAAGCUACUCUGGAGAUUAUUUGGUAAAGUAUAUUAAAAGCCUUAAAACCAUCUCACUCUUGGACCCACUUCUUUGACAUUAAUCCUAAAGAUGUAAUGUCUUGCUUAAAACUGGAUGAGGGUGUUCGUCACAACGCUACUCAAAAUAGCAAACAGUUGCAAAUGAUUUGAAUGAACAAUGGGGAAAUGGUUAAAGAAAUGGUAGUGUGUCAUGUGGUAGAAUAUUUGCACAUAUUUGAAAAUAUUUUCCAAGAAUACUUGGAAGCAUGUUUGAUAAUAUUAAGUAGGAAGUCAGACCCUCAAAUCCAUUUUACACAUUACUACCAUCACUGUUUUGAGUGGAAGGCCAUUCAGAGAGGAUGAGUUCUUGUUCUGGCUAUAAAUUUAUGUGAGUAAAAUUCUGCUAACCAAUUGAAAAUAAUAAUACACCAUUGCUCAGUAUAUAGUCUGGGAAGCAGCAAUUGAAACGUGUUUUUCUCACAAGAGAAACAGUGACAAUGAAUUUUAAUGACUGCGUUACAUGAAUUUAAACUUUGUUUUUAUAAAGGUUUUAAGUCAGGUGCUACAAAUUGAAAGGAAGACACCUUUAAGAAAUUUAGAACCCAUUGUUUGUUGCCAUGCAAAUUACAAUCUUGAAUGAGCCAGUGGGUUUUUUAAAAUAAUUAAAAUCUUAGAAUGUGUAAUAAAGGUAUAAAUUAAAAUGAAAUUCUGCAUUAACUGUAAAUUUAACUAGAUUAAAUUAUAUGAUGAAGCAAAUUUAUCCAUCAAGACCAUUUGGUAUGUUACGUAUGUAUUCUGUUGGUGCUGGAAGAUGUCUAUGUGCUUGUAUCAACACGUGACUUCAUGUAAAGAUUCUUAAUGUUCACAGUUCUUGGCAAAUGCAGUUUCAAUCCAUGUAUAGCCAACAGUGGAUGUUACUGCAGGAAAAUGCAGGAUUAAAAUCGUCCUUCUGUAUAA
Camelus dromedarius (Arabian camel) is the source of this 2362-nucleotide messenger RNA. RefSeq names its product density regulated re-initiation and release factor (gene DENR). Gene Ontology annotation, biological process: translation reinitiation; formation of translation preinitiation complex. Gene Ontology annotation, molecular function: mRNA binding; translation initiation factor activity. The record is from RefSeq and is a predicted model, not a curated record. Lineage: Eukaryota; Metazoa; Chordata; Mammalia; Artiodactyla; Camelidae. The coding region runs from base 261 to 857 and encodes 198 amino acids. The transcript is spliced from 9 exons.